UGAUCAUUCUUCAUUGCUCACGUAUCUGUUCUUAGCGGUAUUUAUUGUGACGACAAUAUUUCAAAGUUUUUGCAAGUUAUUCCGAAUCGUGUACCAGUUUUUCAACAUGGAUGUUUCUGAGGCAGCUGAUUUAUGA
Molecule: messenger RNA, 136 nt
Organism: Acanthoscelides obtectus
Lineage: Eukaryota; Metazoa; Arthropoda; Insecta; Coleoptera; Chrysomelidae
Source: the annotation of a GenBank genome assembly